AUGGAUAAUACAAUUGAUACUAUUUUUGAUACAUACGCAGAACCUAUUGACGGGGUAGGAUAUACACAUCCUGCAACCAUUUCAGAUCAUCAUCGAAGGUUUGACGACUUAGAACCAACAAGUUCCUAUGAAAACUAUUUAUCUGUUAUUGCUGAUAACAAAUCUCGAAUCAAAUUAUGGAUAGCGUUCACUACCGUUACUUUAUUAGCAUGUGCAUUGACAGCUGGGCUAACGUACAUUGUGAUACAUUCUAAUAUCAAAGUGAAUAUUCCUUCAAAAGAAAACGAAAAUAACGGAAAUGGAAACCAAGGUUUCCAGAUAUCAGACAGUUGGACAAAAUGUCCAAAUGACUGGAUGAAUUUCGAUGAUUGGUGUUAUAAAGAGUUUUCAGAACGGCGGACAUGGUUUAAAGCUCGUGAUUAUUGUCGUAGUAUUGGAACUGAUCUUGUUAGUAUUCAUAAUGAAAAGGAAACCAAUUUUCUAAUCAACAGUUUCACCCAGACUUUUCUGUGGACAGGACUCAGCAAUUUAGAAAACAAUGGUAAGUAUAUGUGGAGUGACGGCACGAGUUUGGAUUAUACUCAUUGGAGACCAUUAGAACCGAACAACUUAAAUAAUAACGAAAACUGUGUACACCUUUAUCAUUCAAACUCUAGAAAGUGGAAUGACAACAACUGUUUUAUGUCGUUGAGGUUUAUAUGCAAAUUGCAGAUUUAUCCAAGAUGUGGGCAUGGUGUGUGGGUAUAUUAUAAGAAUUCGUGUUAUUCAAUUAAUACAUUACUUGUUGUUACUUUUACAGAAGCCCGUACUCUUUGUAAAAACAAUGGUUCAGAUUUAGUUAUCAUUGGGUCUAAAGAGGAAUCUAAUUUCAUAAUAAGUCAAACUACAAGGUACCCAGAUGCUAAUUUCUGGAUUGGAUUACAGAAACUAAGAAAUCAGCCGUACAUAUGGAUAGAUGGCAGUCAUCCUACGUACCUCAUCUGGGGUAUAGAUGAACCCAAAGCAGAUAAGAACUUAUGUGUCAAAUCAUCUACCAUGUAUGGAAAUUGGAAUGGUGAUAGUUGCAGCAAUCAAAAUGGUAUUGUUUGUGAGAAACAAUUACUUAGAAAUGUAUAA
Messenger RNA from Mytilus californianus (California mussel), 1116 nucleotides. Its product is annotated as C-type mannose receptor 2-like. The coding region runs from base 1 to 1116 and encodes 371 amino acids. The transcript has a single exon. Lineage: Eukaryota; Metazoa; Mollusca; Bivalvia; Mytilida; Mytilidae. The record is from RefSeq and is a predicted model, not a curated record. Gene Ontology annotation, molecular function: signaling receptor activity.